This is a messenger RNA of Aspergillus caelatus, 1162 nucleotides long. Its product is annotated as HD domain-containing protein. Bases 53 to 949 code for a protein of 298 amino acids. Lineage: Eukaryota; Fungi; Ascomycota; Eurotiomycetes; Eurotiales; Aspergillaceae. The transcript has a single exon. The record is from RefSeq and is a predicted model, not a curated record.
CUUCACCUCACCUCACCUCACCUCACCUUCACCCCCCCAGAAAAAAACCAAAAUGUCCCCAUCAUCCUUACCCCCCAACCUCAUCCCUGAAAUCUCCGCAUUCGUAACAAAAUGCAUGGCCUCCCACGACCCCUCCCACAACCCCCAACACGUGCACCGGGUCGUGUCAUUAGCAAACCAAAUCCUAGUCCGCGAAAAAGCCCGGAACCCCUCUUCUUCUUCUUCUUCUUCUUCUUCUUCUUCUUCUUCUUCUUCUUCUUCUUCUUCUUCUUCUUCUUCUUCUUCUUCUUCUUCUUCUUCUUCUUCUUCUUCUUCUUCUUCUUCUUCUUCUUCUUCUUCUUCUUCUUCUUCUUCUGCAGUCUACAAUGCAGACAUAGUGCACCUUGCAGCACUACUCCAUGAUAUCGGGGACCGGAAAUAUUUAUCGCAGGUGGCUGCUAUUUCGGAGUCGAUUCGGGGCAAGCAGCAGCAGCAGCAGGGUACUACUACUACUACCAGCACCGCGAACUCAUCCGAGGCGGUGGAUCCUGAGCGGUUGGUUUAUUAUGUGCUUUUGGCGCAUGGGGUGGAAGAGGUGGUGGCGGAGAAGGUGCAAAUGAUUGUUUCGCAUGUGUCGUAUACGACUGAGAGGGCGAAGCCGGAGGAGGUGAGGAGGUUGAUUGCCGAUGGGUAUCCGGAGUUGGGGAUUGUGCAGGAUGCGGAUCGGUUGGAUGCCAUUGGGGCGGUGGGGAUUGGAAGGUGUUUUACUUUUCUUGGGGCCAAGGGGAAGAACUUUUGUCCUGAGGGCAUGUGGGUGAUGGAUAAUGCGAUUGAGCAUUUUGAGGAGAAGUUGGUGAAGCUGGAGAGUAUGAUGAAGACAGAGACUGGGAGGGAGAUGGCUAAAGUGCGCACGGCCAGGUUGAAGGAGUUUCAGGGCUGGUGGGCGGAGGAAAUGAAAGACGCCGCAUAGAAAGAUCCCUUUUUUACGAAUAUCGGCGAGAACGACAUGUGACGGCAUUCAAUGCGAUAUAAAUUAACCUAGAGACAUCCAGUCCGAAAUCAUGCUAUCCAGUCUAUCGAUUCUCAAUACACUAUUGGGUAUGUGACAGGUGACAAUAUUAUCUGCUGUAAAUGUGCGCGCAUAGAGAAAGGAACGUGUGGUUCAAACAACCUGAUGCACUCG